AUGGUAAGGACCUUGGCGGAAGCGGGUGCGGAUAUUGCAAUCUGCUACUACAGGGACCAAGAAACAGCACGCCUUCUGCAAGACGAAAUCACCGCCAAAGGCGUACGGGCAGCCAUAGUACAGGCGGAUGUCACGAAUCAGGAUUCGAUAAACGCUAUGCGUGAUGUCGUCUCAGAGCGACUUGGUUUGGCAGACAUCAUUGUCAAUAACGCCGUCAUUCAGUAUAACUGGACCUCGGUUUUAGAACAGUCCGCUGAAGACUACGAGAGCCAGUUCCAGUCAUGCGUUCUGCACAAUGUAUAUAUGGCACAAGCCUUUGUCCCUGGAAUGAUCGAAUCAGGAUGGGGGCGGGUUGUCAGCAUUAAUACGGAAUGUUCAAUGCAAAACUUCGCAACUCAAAGUGCCUACACAUCGGGCAAGCGGGGUAUGGAUGGUGUCUUGCGGGUGCUCGCUAAAGAGGUCGGUGCACACGGUGUCACUGUCAAUCAAGUUGCUCCGGGAUGGACUGUCAGCGAAAAGAGUGAAGCGAGUGCCUCCGACGAACAUUAUUGGAGUAAGGUGCCGAUGCAACGCCGUGGGACUGCCCAAGAAAUCGCCAAUACCGUGCUUUUCCUUGCGUCAGAUCUCGCGAGUUACAUCACAGGACAAGUUGUGUCUACUGAGGGAAAUAUGGAACGACAUAAACUCGAGUACGAAAUGCUAAAUGACCACAAUCCAAAUGCGGAAACGGGGCAACACUGGGAGGUGGAUGUCCAUGCCACACCCGAGGAAUUGCAGACGUUCGCCGAAACGGGGUUAUCUUGUUCGCGAAGCUCUGCCCAACACCCGGAUGCCGUUGGUAUCUGGCUCUUCGAUGAAGGGGCUGGCGAUGAAGCCGCUGAUAGUUCAGGGCAUGAACACACCGCCAGUGUUGUUGGUGGAAAACUGGAAUGGGCUGAUGGCAAAAUUGGUAAGGCGGCUGGUUUUAAACCCGGCACGUAUCUUGAGGUCGAACAUACAGACGCGUUAAACUUAGAAACGUUCACGGUUGCGGCAUGGAUAAAAUUCGUGAGUGAUACAGAUGGCGGUGAGCAGAACAUCGCCUAUAAGCAGGUUGGAGAUGAUCGAGCAACGCGCAAUUAUACCCUGAAAAUGUGGGGUAGCAAAAUCUACGGCAUCUUUGCCAGUGAUGGGAACACGGACGCUGUUGAAUUGGAGAGUGCCACGGAUGUUGUUGACGAAAAAUGGCAUCAUGUCGCACUCACCUAUGACAAAAAAGCAUUGCGGUUAUAUGUUAAUGGCAAAGAGGAAGGUUCCGGCAAUUUUGCGAAAAACCCCGAAACAAACGAUGCACCCCUCCGUAUUGGAAACGGUAUUGACGGGUUCAUUGAUGAACUUCAGAUCCUGAGUGUUGCCCUUUCCGCAGAUGAGAUUCAAAGCGAUAUGGAUAACGGCAUACAACUCCCCGUCGAAUCGAUAGGCAAAGUUACUACGACAUGGAGCAGGCUAAAAACACAAUGGUAG
Geodia barretti is the source of this 1503-nucleotide messenger RNA. Lineage: Eukaryota; Metazoa; Porifera; Demospongiae; Tetractinellida; Geodiidae. The record is from the annotation of a GenBank genome assembly.